AUGUCAGAGAUAGAUGGAUUCAAGGCUCUCUAUGCCGAAAGAGAGGGUGAACUUAAUGAUCUUCGAGCAAGUUCGGCGAAAGCUGCCCAAGAGCAGGCCGAGCUCGUUGAAAAGUUCCAGGAGAAAGCCGACUUGGCGGAGCAACUUCGGGAGGAGCUCAAGACCAAAGAGGUUGUAACCCUCGAGUGGAAGCAAAGUAUGGAUCGCUUGGCCUCCGAAAAAGACAGCCUUCGAGAACAGCUGGCUUCUGCCGAGAUCCAGCUUCGGAGUGCAAAAGAGGAGGGUCGUAAAUAUAUGGAGCUUCAUGCUAAGACGGUCGCUGAGUUGUCUAAGGUUAAGUCCGAAGCCGAUGCGUUCGUGUCUUCAUAUCGAACUGAUGCUGCAGCUGCCAAUGCUCGGGUUAGGGAGAUAUCUGCUGCAGCUGAGCUUAAGUUAUCCUGCGCUGUCAAUCAUGCUCGGCUGGAAUCUCGAAAGAAAACUCUCGAGGAAGUGCAUUACAAAGGCUUUGACCUUUCUGCAGAAAUUGAGAAGGUAAAGGCUUUGGAAAAAGAGGCAGCUGCAUUGCUUUCUACUGAUGAAGAUUCUGUCAAUGGCUUCGAGAGUGGGGAGGACGAAGAUGAAGUUCCCGAGGAGGAACAUGCCCCCGAAGAUCAGGCUGCCGAAGGCCAGACCACCGAAGAUGUAGUUCCGGUGGAUGCUACCUCCGAUCGAGCGGCCCCGACAAUAGACUAG
This is a messenger RNA of Nicotiana attenuata, 732 nucleotides long. RefSeq names its product protein TolA-like. Lineage: Eukaryota; Viridiplantae; Streptophyta; Magnoliopsida; Solanales; Solanaceae. The record is from RefSeq and is a predicted model, not a curated record. The coding region runs from base 1 to 732 and encodes 243 amino acids. The transcript is spliced from 2 exons.